AUGAAGGGUGUCAAUGGUUAUGCCAUCUUUGGAAGAGCACCAGAUGUAAGGGAAUUUUACGUCACCUUUUAUGUAGCUUGCUUAUAAAGCGUCUAUGUAGUGCUUAUGAUAAUGACUACUUUGUGGAUGCUCUAUAAUGCCUUAAAGUUAAGUUUCUACAAUGUUCACACGUGUCUUUGGAUGAAACAAACUAAGAUAUAGCUUAGAACUAUAGUUUUUCAACACACCUUUUAGACUUGGGGCUAAAUUCCACUGCCAACAUUGUUCCACCAGUGUUUCCGCUGUAUUCAUUUAGCAGUGGCACACCAAAUUAUUUAAUACAUUUUCGUGAUGGAAAAACGCUUUCAGUGUAAACUUAAAUGACUAAACCCAGACAAAGAAUGUAGAAAAUAAAAUUGACCUAUAUAUUUUUGAAUAAUAUCAUCUUUGAGAACUAGAAAUCGCCUAAAUAUAAUCUAGACACAGGGAGAAAUUAGGAGUGUUUUUGGGAUGGCUGGAUUACUGAUGGGCCACGCAGGGUACAUGACCAGGGGCCCCGAUUGGGGUCCCCAUUGGUUUUGUUAUAAUGUUCUAUACAUUUUAGCCAUGGCAAAAAUGUAUAGAAUUGCAGGAAAUAGGAAAACAGCCAAUUUUUCUCUCUGCUGCCAAUUCCGGACUGAUUUAAGCCGCGCCCACAACCCCCAUCCCCCAUGCCUGGUGGGAUCCCCUCGUGUGGUCCUGAGUGGCUCAGUGUGUAGAGCAUGGUGCUUGUAACGCCAAGGGUCCUGGGUUCGAUUCCCUCUGUCGGCCACCCAUAUAUAAAAUGUAUGCAUGCAUGAUUGUAAGUUGCUUUGGAUAAAAGCGUCUGAUAAAUGGCAUACAGUACCUUCGGAAAGUAUUCAGACCCCUUUUUCCACAUUUUGUAAGGUUACAGCCUUAUUAAAAAAUGUAUUAAAUUGUUUUUUUCCCCUCAUCAAUCUACACACAAUACCCCAUAAUGACAAAGCAGAAACAGGUUUUUAGACAUUUCUACAUAAGUAUUCAGACCCAUUACUCAGUACUUUGUUGAAGCACCUUUGGCAGCGAUUACAGCCUUGACUCUUCUUGGGUAUGACGCUACAAGCUUGGCACACCUGAAUUUGGCGAGUUUCUCCCAUUCUUCUCUGCAGAUCCUCUCAAGCUCUUGUCAGGUUGGAUGGGGAGUGUUGCUGCACAGCUAUUUUCAGGUCUCUAGAGAUGUUAGAUCAGGUUCAAGUCCGGGCUCUGGCUGGGCCGCUCAAGGACAUUUAGAGACUUGUCCCGAAGCCACUCCUGCGUUGUCUUUGCUGUGUGCUUAGGGUCGUUGUCCUGUUGGAAGGUGAACCUUCGCCCCAGUCUGAGGUCUUGUGGUUCUCUGUAGCUCAGCUGGUAGAGCACGGCGCUUGUAACGCCAAGGUAGUGGGUUCGAUCCCCGGGACCACCCAUACACAAAAAAAAAUGUAUGCACGCGUGACUGUAAGUCGCUUUGGAUAAAAGCGUCUGCUAAAUGGCAUAUUAUUAUAUUUAUUAUAGGUCCUGAGCGCUCUGGAGCAGGUUUUCAUUAAGAAUCUCUCUGUACUUUGCUCUGUUCAUUUUGCCUCAAUCCUGACUAGUCUCCCAGUCCCUGCCUCUGAAAAACAUCCCCACAGCAUGAUGAUGCCACCACCAUGCUUCACCGUAGGGAUGGUGCCAGGUUUCCGCCAGACAUGACACUUGGCAUUCAGGCCAAAGAGUUCAAUCUUGGUUUCAUCAGACCAGAGAAUCUUGUUAGUCAUGGUCUGAGUCUUUAGGUGCCUUUUGGCAAACUCCAAGCGGGCCGUGAUGUGCCUUUUUACUGAGGAGUGGCUUCCAUCUGGCCACACUACCAUGAUGGCCUGAUUGGUGGAGUGCUGCAGAGAUGGUUGUCCUUCUGGAAGGUUCUCCCAUCUCCACAGAGGAACUCUAGAGCUCUGUCAGAGUGACCAUUGGGUUCUUGGUCACCUACCUGACCAAGGCCCUUCUCCCCCGAUUGCUCAGUUUGGCUGGGCGGCCAGCUCUAGGGAGAGUCUUGGUGGUUCCAAACUUCUUCGAUUUAAGAAUGAUGGAGGCCACUGUGUUCUUGGGGACAUUCAAUGCUGCAGACCUUUUUGGUACCCUUCCCCAGAUCUGUGCUUUGACACAAUCCUGUCUCGGAGCUCUACGGACAAUUCCUUCGACCUCAUGGCUUGGGUUUUGCUUUGACAUGCACUGUCAACUGUGGGACCUUAUAUAGACAGGUGUGUGCCUUUCCAAAUCAUGUCCAAUCAAGUUGUAGAAACAUCUCAAGGAUGGUCAAUGGAAGCAGGAUGCACCUGAGCGCAAUUUCGAGUCUCGUAGCAAAGGGUCUGAAUACUUUGUUUUAUUUUUAAUACAUUUGCAAAUGGGGUAUUGUGUGUGGAUUUAUUCCAUUUUAUAAUAAGGCUGUAACAUAACAAAGUGGAAAAAGUGAAUACUUUCCGAAGGCACUGUAUAUUAUUGUUUCUGUAUUUAUGUAAUUCCCUUCUCUCUCAUCCAUAUAGUCAAGCCUCAUCCUGUUUUCUCUCCUCUCUUCCUGGCAGUCCCCUCACCAAAAUGACUAAGGCCCCUAGCACCAAUGUUUGCUUUCACUUUCCCCUAAUGUGAUUCAUUAUGUAACAAGUAGACUCUGAUCAAAAUAAAUUAAGAAAAAGGACAAAAUUCUCUACUGAUUAUGGAGUCAGUCCUUCUAUCUAAGCCAGUUCGCUCUAAGCCAGUCUCUAGCAACUCUGGUUAUUUUUACUAUGACCUUAUGUAGGAGCUGCACCAUAGCAUUUUAGGUACUAGAAUGAUGUGUUUCUGGUGUUUAACCAGGUAGAACUUUGUAUGUGUGCCUGUCAGCAGGAGGUGGAUGUGGACACGAUGAGCAAGACACCCCCUAACAGAAGAGGAAUAACGUUUGAGGUGGGAGCAACGCUAGAGGCCAGAGACGCCCUCAAAAACUGGUGAGUCACGCUUCAGUUCCUCUCUCACUCUUUCUCUUUGUCAGUACAUUGUCUUUCUCUACCUGCAAUCUAUCUCUUUGUUGCUUUCCUCAGCUCCUUUUCAGUCUCUUUCUCUCUCUUUCUGCUAUUCUCUGUUAUCCUCUCUUAUUACCUAUACACCAAUUAUCUCUUGUCUUCCAGUUGAGUUCCUUUGCUCCCAACUCAAUCACCCCUCUCGUAUAUAUCCCCUGCUCCUAGGUAUCCGGCCAACAUAGAGAAGAUUGACUAUGAUGACGAGAAGGUCCUGAUCCACUACCGUCAGUGGAGCCACCGCUAUGACGAGUGGUUUGACUGGACCAGCCCCUACCUGAGACCUGUAGAGAGGAUCCAGCUGAGACGACAGGGACUGCUGGACGACUGUCCUAUCCCUGUAAGAGAUGUACUCUAUUUAAUUACUUAUUCUCCCUACUAUAUUCCUACUGAUUGCUCUACUUAGCUUUACCUGGCCUUCUGUUUUCUCCGCCUACUUCUAUUGGAUUUCAUUUGCUCAGGCUGAUACUGGAUCCAUGUUUGACAGUGACACUUCAUUUCAUCUGUCUGUCCAGGGAUUUCAUGUGAAUGACAAGGUCCUCGCCAGUUGGUCUGAUUGCCGCUUCUACCCUGCCAAGGUCUUGGCAGUGAAUAAAGAUGGUGAGUGGUUUGGAAGUACACUCAUAUGCAUAUUGAAGAGAUUUAUGGAUUCUGUUCAGCAUCAACGUGAUCCAUCUGAUCUCCAUUUGCCCUCAGCAUCUUACACCGUGAAGUUUUAUGAUGGAGUCGUCCAGACGGUGAAGGGGAUCCAUGUGAAGCCUUUUGUCAGAAAGGUGAGCUCUUUGUUUCCUUCUCUCAUCAGGGACUAUAAAUAGUUGUUUUUGCCUGCUCAAAGGGCAUUUAUCUGUUCAUAUUGUGUUGGCUUGCCAUGCAGAGGGUCACGUUUCUGUGGGUUGUACUUUGCCUAAUUUUCCUCUCUUUUCAUCCCCCUCUCUUCGUGGAAAUAGAGAGGAGGAGGGAAGACUCGGUCUGCUGAGAGGAACGGAGUCAAGAAGCCCCAGAAUGGCAGAGACAAGAGGCCUCAGGAAUACGGCCCCAAGAACAAAAGAACCAGACGCAGUACCUCUGACCAGGAGGGGGACAGUGACACAGAGGAUGGUGAUGAUGAAGAUGAUUGGCACGAGAGGGAGGGGGAGGAGAAGACCAAGAGGAAGGAUAGUGAGGGGGACGUCACCAAAGAGAGACCACCCAUAGUUAAGCAGGAGGAGGAUAUAGAGCAACAUGCAGGACAGAACAACCUCAGGGAUCACAUGACAGCCACUGUGGACCCGACUGGAGUAAAAGUGGAAGAAGACGGAGGACAGAGUGAGGAGAGGCCUACUCAUAAUUUAAAUGAAGGUAUAAAGAAAGAAGAGGAGGAAAUAAAAACUGUGUACACAGUCCUGAGUUCACCUAAUGAAACUAAGCCACCCAUUGAGUCACCCAAUCAGAUGUCAACACAGACCGGGCCAGUGUCUGUCCCAUUACCCUCAGCUAUCCCCACCAAUGACAGAGUGGAGCAGAAGGCAGCAAGCCAACCGGAUAGCUCCAAACCUGCACUGCUGGUCCUCCCAGUGAAACGUAAGGCCACACAACUUUUCAGAAAAUCACUAUCCAAAAGGCCUCCUUAUAUUUCCAAUGAAUGGAAGCGGUCAGUACACUCAUAUUUAGAGGUUCUGUCCAUUUUAGAGGUUUAUUUUCUCACAAGUCGUCAAAAUAGUAUAAAAGGUUUGAAACUAGAUUUAUGAGAAUUCUAAGUGGAAUGUUUUAAUUUGUGUUGAAUGUCGUCAGUCAGUGACUGUCAGUUUUUAAUUUGUGUUGAAUGUCGUCAGUCAGUGACUGUCAGUUUAUAUGGUCUAUGUCUUUAUUUCCAGCGAUAAGGAAGCAGGGUUUCCACAACCCGAACAGAUUUAGCAGAGAGCCAUGUGAGUUCUCGCCCUGCACUCUGUUACAUCAUUCAGUCUAUCAGUUUACAUAAGUGUCUCUCUACUCCUAGCUGUUUGUCCAUCCUCUCUUACACUUCUCCAUUGUUUUUUCAGUGUACAGAGUGAUCAAAAACCAGCCUCCCCCGGUCCUGUCCAUCAACUUGGACCACAACCCAUUUAAAUGCAGCGCUGUAGGCUGCACCAAGUCAUUCCGCAAGGCCAAGCUGCUUCACUACCACAUGAAAUACUACCAUGGAGAGGACCAGCAGCUAGAGGACGACCUCAGCCCCACCAGGAGCGUCCAUACCCGGGCCUCAGAGAAGCACCCCUCCCCUAACUCUCUGGAGAGUCCUAAGAGGAGACGCACCAUCUCCGCCUCAAUGCGUAAGUGUCAAGAAAGGGCCAUAGCUACAUGAUAGAUUCACCCAAAGAGGAAAUCGGUUUUAGUCAUAGUAUUGUGUUUUUCUACGCCUGGCAGACUCCACUGUGCACAGUCCUACUAGAACUCCCCCGUCUCCACGUAGUGAGGCCAAGACAAUGAACAGACGCACAUCAGCUCCAUCUGCUGUCAACACCCAGCGCCAGCAGCAGAGGGCUCUACUGAGGGAGAAGAGCAAAGAGAACCAGCUGGACAGGAAUGGACAGAGACCGGUGGAGACAGAGACUACUGAGAGCAGUGGUAUGGACAUAUGUCUGUGUAAGAUGUGGAAAGACAUGAAGAGAAGGCUUAAAUGAAAAAUCCACUCAACUAUAUUUUGGUAUUUUUUUCUCCAUUUCUCCACACUGUUAAUAGGCAGCCCCCUGCACCUCUCGGAUUGAGGGGUUGGGUUAAAUGCGGAAGACACAUUUCAGUUGAAUGCAUUGUUGUACAACUGACAAGUAUCCCCCUUUCCCUUCCCUAAUACAUGUCAGCAGUCAAGUGUUCAAGGUAUUGACUUUUAAGAAGCAAAGUGUCACUUGCCACAUCAUGAUGAUGAGAAAGCAUUAAAAGACGCAAAACACAUCAUUAUGAUGUGGCAGGUGACAGUUUGCUUCUUGAAAAUCCUAUAUCUUGAAAACAUUUUGGGACUCUUAUCAACAGUGGACUAAUGAAAAAAAAUACCCAAAGAUAGUUUUUGAGUGGAUUUUUCCUUUAAAUAGGCCUUUGGCUUUGAGCAAAUGUGUAGCUAUCUUUGCUGAUUUCUGAUCAAAGAUUCACUUUCUCUUAACAUGACACAACAGGAUUAUUGAGAAAUUGUGCAUGCUCCAGUGUUUGUGGUGGCGGAACACGCCUUCAGACUCUAGAGCACUCUCCUAACUCUUGGUUCCCCCUGUGUCACUCCAGCAUUGGUGAAAGAACGAGAUCGGCUGAAAGAUAAGAAACAGAGGGACUUCCUUCGCAUUAAUCUGAAGAAGAAGAAAAAGAAGAAAAAGAAGGCCAAGUUUGGUAAGGAGACCCUAGUAAUCCUACUGUUCUGCAUGGGGCUCCUGUCAUAUAGCUUUAGCUAGGCUGCAUGUGCAACGCUUCAUUCAGGCCAUGGGAAGGCCCCUGAGAUAUUUCAUUCACGCCGCUUGGUAGGUGUGGUGUGUUCUUUUUACCCUUAUUUUACCAGGUAAGUUGACUGAGAACACAUUCUCAUUUACAGCAACGACCUUGGGAAUAGUUACAGGGGAAUGAAUGAGCCAAUUGGAAGUUAGGGAUGGUUAGGUGACCGCCAGAUUGGGACUUUAGCGAGGACACUGGGGAUAACACCCCUACUCUUACGAUAAGUGCUAUGAGAUCUUAAGUGACCACGAGAGUCAAGACACCCGUUUAACGUCCCAUCCGAAAGACUGCACCCUAUCACUGCCUUGGGGGGUUGGGGAUAUGUUUUUUAGACCAGAGGAAAGAGUGCCUCCUACUGGCCCUCCAACACCACUUCCAGCAGCAUCUGGUCUCCCAUCCAGGGACUGACCAGGACCAACCCUGCUUUGCUUCAGAGGCAAGCCAGCAGUGGGAUGCAGUGUGGUAGGGGUGGGGCUGUGUGUGGGAGUAGCACUACAACUGCUGUGUCCUCACUACUGACCUACGUCACUUCAUCAGUCAAAUAGCCGCUGCUAAUUUUUGUUUGCAUCACUGGCUGAUGAUUUACACAUCUUUUGGCUCAUGUUUGGUUCAUAUAAAACACAGGCCUUUAUUAUGGUUUUAUUAACCAUCUCACUAAUCUGUGUGAACUCUACUGCUAGGCACAAGCUACUGUGACUGCACUUUUGUAACCAAGUUUGAACCACUAUUGGUCUAUUGACCUAGUUCAAAUUCACUCUGUGUGGAUCUGUGGAUGACACUUGUUAUAACCCACAGUAUUAAGAGGAUGGUUUAUUCACUGUGUACAUUCACACACAAUUAGACUUUAUUUAGACUGUUUUGGCCAGUUCAGCUCUCAGAAACACUCAAGUAGAGGUGUUUUGUGGACACAAGUUUACCGUUUUGUUGUCUUUGUUUAAGGACAUAUUCUCACACCCAUAAUAGUAUCUUCAGCUGUGAACAUCAAUCGUUUUUUUGUUUCAUAUAUUGUCUGUUUGACCCCCCCCCCCCCCCCCCCCCCCCACAAAAAAAAAAUAGUAGCUCUUGUUUGUCCUCAUCAGCAUUUCCAAGGUUGACAUAUUUUGUUCUGCGUCUGCUUCCCCCUCCCUCCCCUUUAUUAACAGAGUACACAGGUAGUGAGGAGAAUAUUGACAUCUCAAUAUUCGCUCUUCAGUCCAAAUUGAAUUUGCCACUCAAAUUCCCCCUCUCACACAAUCACAAGCCUGAGUCCUACCACUGCAGGCCCGGAUACAACCAGUCAAUGCAGAUGCACGUGGAUGGUGGGUAUUAUUGUGUGUCUGUGUAUGUCUAUGAGUGUGUGUGUCACUCUCUCCCCUUUGCCAUUAUUCUUUGCCUGGUUUCAGUCCAUAAGUAAUUUGUUCUUUGCGUCUACCUGUGUAUAUUUUCCAUUCUGUAUCAAACCGAUCUUGCUAAUCAUGUUCCACACUUUCUGGCUGGACAAGCAAACAAACUAGACCUGUUGUCACAGUUGAGGACCGAUUCUAUGGUUUAUUGAUUGAAUCCGGGGCCUUUUCUUUGCUGCUAUGGCUUGCUUUAUUCUAAUCAGUUUGUUAUAUGUACGACUCACGGAGCUAUGCAUAAGGGAUAUACUGUAUGUUACAAUGCUGUAGAUGAAAUGAUCUAUAGUUUCCUCCUAUAUUUCUACCAUGGAGAACUCUUUCUCGCUCUCUCUGCUGGUGUUGCAAUAAUCUCUAGAUCAAACACAUCAGUUACAUCCUGAUGAUAUAUCCUGGGGACUUACGUUGAGAAAUAUACUGUUUGGUAUGAAACCAGCUCAUGGAGGAAAUAUAGAUGUGUAUGUAGUUUUCCAUCCCUUGAUUUCCCCUCCAGAUGAGGAUAGCAUCAGUGAUUGGUCCACUGACAGUUGUGAGUGGAGUGAUGAUGAGCUGGGGGCGGAGCUGGACAAUACUACACCACCCCUAAAUCUGGGCUCUGUUGCCUUGGAGACAGGCAGUCAGGAGGUUGUGCGUUGCGUCUGUGAGGCGGAAGAGGAAAACGACUUCAUGAUACAGGUGAGCUGUCUUGGGGGUUUACCUGACUAGCCCUAACCUGCCUCCAAUACACAUACUUGAGACUGAAAUAAAUGUUGAUGGCAAUCCACUAGUCUCUCAAUCAUUUAAAUCAAUCAAAUUUGUCAAACUGCACCUAACUAAAGGCCUAGCCCAACUCUGCUUUAAAAGCAAGCUCAGGCCAACAGUUAGCAGCAGGGGGAAAACUCAGUUUGAUAGUGUUGCCUUGUCUCUCAUCUCCUCAGUGUGAGGAGUGUCUGUGCUGGCAGCAUGGCACCUGCAUGGGCCUCCUGGAGGACAACGUCCCAGAAAAAUAUGCCUGCUACAUCUGCAGAGACCCACCAGGUGAGAGCCAGCAACACACAACUGGGCUUGCUAGAAACUCCAUCUCCGGUUUCUCCUUGGGGUUACUUGGGAGGGGGGGGGGGUUAACACAAAACAAGACAAGCCAGUACAUUUAACUGUGGUUUUUGUGGAUGUGUCUUAUUGUAAUAGGAAUUUCCAGGUGAACAAAAAGGAGAGCAGUCCUUGGUAAAGUCAAUCAAAAAUCAAUCCGGUUUAUUACAAAUUACAACAGGGAGACACCUCCAGCCCAGAAGCAGAGACAAUGUCUAACUGGCCUCCUGGAGACAGGACCUUUUUACUCUAAUCAGACGGCACCAAAUGUUCUCUAAACACCAGCCCGAGAGGCUUGUAGGAAGUCGAAACAAAAGGCAAUGACUUUGCCAGCUGCUACAGAAUCACAGUGUUUAUAAUGUCAUCAAUCAAAUAAUAAUCAGUGUCCUCGGUCCUUGUAUCUUCAGUAGCUCUGGCUUCAAUCACUAUCAACAGAUAUGAGAACAAUCCAUAACAUUCAGUAUCAAGUCUAGUGACCAUCAUCCCAGACACAAAUGAGUGUCACAAAUAGAAUGCUAGAAAUCGUGUAUUACAAGAAAGGGAAAAUAUAUAAAUAUGCAAACAUUGUUAAUCACUCUAAACUGAAUAUUAACUUUUCACUGUACAUUUUCCCCAUCACACUUAUGAUAUCACGUGACCUCUGUUCCAGGUCAGAGGCAAAGCCUGCGGUACCGGUAUGACCGUGAUUGGCUGAGCAGCGGUCACAUGUACGGUCUAUCCUUCCUGGAUGAGAACUACUCCCACCAGAAUGCGAAGAAGAUUGCAGCAACACACCAGCUACUAGGAGACGUACAGCGUGUGGUGGAGGUGCUCAAUGGCCUCCAGCUCAAGAUGAGCGUCCUACAGUAAGUAGUGUUGAAUAGAAUGGAAAAACUAUACACUAAUAUGAAUCAAUAUCUAAUAUCCUUAUGAAAUGUAUACGGUCUGGAUGGAGUCUGAUUGUCCCUGUGUGCCCCUGUAGGACCCAGACCCACCCGGACCUGCAGCUGUGGUGCCAGCCCUGGAAGCGGGCAGAGAGGCCCUGGAGGAGAGGUGGCUCGGGGACGGGCACAGAUGCAGCACCCUCUCCCGCGCCAACAGACGAGGGCUCCGAGAGGGACCACAAGAGUCUCGCCCGUGGGGGCGCAGAAGCUCUGAUGUCAGCCGCCAUGGAGAAGCUUAGCCGAGCCUCCUCUUCCUCCUCGUCGUCUUCCUCCUCACCCUACCAGUCGUUCCAGGACUCGUACAUCUUGAGUGAGCACUGCUACCAGAAGCCGCGGGCAUACUACCCUGCAGUGGAGCAGAGGCUGGUGGUGGAGACCACACGGAGGGGCUCUGAGCUGGAGGACAGCCUGAGGAGCACAGAGGACCUGCUGGAGAGAGAGCAGCGCUAUGGAGGCAUGCUGGAGACAGCCAGGCCCAAAGCCCACACACACCUGAACACUCGCACCAAGGUCCGUUCUGUUUCAGACUUCAGACAUUCGUCUUCAACACCUCUAUCUCUACCUGUCUUGUCUAUAUAUGUUGUACCAUCUAUCUAUCUAUACAUCCCACAUACACUAUAGAGUGGUUGAUACUCUAAAAAGUUAACUUUAUGACUGAAUCCUCUUUCCCAUGUCUCCAGGGUUCAGAUGUUGGUCGGUGGGGCCAGGCUGAGGUGAAGCGGGAGGAGGGUGUUGGCUGCGGUGGGGGAGGGGACGUAGAUGGCAGUGGCCAGCAGCACCAGUGGCAGAUCAACCUGCUGGAUCACAUAGAUGCUGUACAGGACGAGGUCACUCACAGGAUGGAUUUCAUCGAGAGGGAGCUGGAUGGUGAGACAACAUAGCCCCUCUGUUUUCUGUUUAUUAGCAAGGAAGCAUUUUGUAAUGCCACAGAUUGUAUAUGUACAGUGAAUAAGAAAGAAUUUCAAGCAAAACAAGUCAACUGAAGACAGUAGCUUCUUUCUUAUCCAUCACAAAAUUGUAGCCACAAUAAAUGAACCUAUUUCUUAUUGCCACAUAGGUGAAGUGUGUUGUUUUACAGGGUCAGCCAUAGUAGUAUGGCGCCCCUGGAACAAAUUUGGGUUAGGUGCCUUGCUCAAGGGCACAUCGACAGAUUUUUCACCUUGUCGGCUCGGGUAUUCAAACCAGCAACCUUUCGAUUACUGGCCAAAUGCUCUAACCGCUAGGCUACCUGCCGCCCUAAUAAUGACCUCUCAGCUAUGUAUUGUGGAUUUAACAUGAGUAAUUGACAGUGUUCCAUCUUUCCUCCUCAGUGUUGGAGAGCUGGCUGGACUACACAGGAGAGCUGGAGCCCCCAGAGCCUCUGGCCCGCCUGCCUCAGCUCAAACACCGCAUGAAGCUGCUGCUUACAGAGCUGGCCAAGGUGCAGCAGAUCGCCCUGUGCUGCUCCACAUAA
Messenger RNA from Coregonus sp. 'balchen', 11293 nucleotides. The record is from the annotation of a GenBank genome assembly. NCBI's taxonomy places the organism in Eukaryota, Metazoa, Chordata, Actinopteri, Salmoniformes, Salmonidae.